AAAAAAAAAAAAAAAGAAAUUGAAAAUCAUACCUAUAAAAACACCUUUCCUCUUCCCCCUCACAAACAGUACUACAAUCUCAAGGUUCACAAACAGGUCUCACAGAAGAAGAAUAACAAGAAGUUUACAAGAAGUCUUCAAGACAAAUCCUUUUUGGGUUUUUGGCUUUUGUCUAUUGGUCAUCAAUCAGUUCAGGAUAAAGGGUUUUUGCUGAUUUAGCUUUUUGCUGAAGAACUUGGGUUCAUUUUGGCAUCUGGGCUGGUUUUUGGAUUGCUUUCUGAAGUUUUGAGAAAAGGGAACUUUUUUUUGUUGAAGAAAUGGAAGGCCUUGUGGCACAUAAUAAUGAUCUGAAUCUUAAGGAUACUGAGCUCAGGUUGGGGCUUCCAGGAUCUGAUGAAUCUGAUAAUCAGAAAGAGGAAUCAGUAUCUUCAUGUGUUAAGAACACCAACAACAAGAGAAGCUUGACUGAGUUGGCUGCAGAGGACAGCUCUGCUUCUAAAAAGAGCCUAGAUGUUGUUGAGAGCAAACCUGCUGCAAAAGCACAAAUUGUGGGUUGGCCACCAGUUAGAUCCUACAGGAAAAACAGUUUCCAGCUGAAGAAGACAGAAGCUGAACAGUCUGGUUUCUUUGUUAAAGUGAGUAUGGAUGGAGCUCCAUAUCUAAGGAAGAUUGAUCUGAAAGUGUACAACAAUUAUGCAGAGCUCCUCAAAGCUUUGGAGAACAUGUUCAAACUCACAAUUGGUAAGAAUAUUUCUAUGAAUAUCGCAGUAUUCUUCGUUGAAGCUGUUUACUGUUUGUGCAAAUGUCUGACUCAGAACUUUUUUUUUUUAUCUGGGCCUUAAUCAGGUGAAUACUCUGAGAGAGAAGGUUACAAAGGGUCUGAAUAUGCACCUGCAUAUGAAGAUAAAGAUGGUGACUUGAUGCUUGUUGGAGAUGUUCCAUGGGAGUAAGUUCCAAAAACUCUGUUUUUCAUUAACAAUUUCUCAUGUUUUUUUGGCGUCGAAAAAAUGCCCUGUAAAUUAACCAGAGAACUAAUUUAUUUGCUUUACAAUUUUGCAGUAUGUUCUUGUCAUCCUGCAAGAAACUCAGAAUCAUGAAAGGAGCUGAUGCCAAAGGCCUUGGUGUUGGGGCAUAGUAAAUGCUCCCAAAUUUGGACCAAAAAACCUGAAAAGGAAGCAGAAGAGAAAAGAGUUAACCUCUCUGGGGGAAGAGAAGGAUAACAUGUUUCUCCUCUCAUCAAAAAGCUUGGGUUCUCGAAGAUAAGAAGAAAUUUUUGUUGAUUUUCAAAAGCCUUCUUGUAAUCAAAAAGACUAGGAGAAAAGUUAAAUUAUUAAACAGAUGAAAGGCUUUUUUAUUAUUACAAACUACAGUUUUUCUUUGUUCUUUCUUUCUCUUUUUAGGUUUAUCAUGCAGUGACCAAAAAAAAAAAAAAAACCAGGGUGGUUUUUUCAGAUCUCUGUAACGUCUGUGUUCUUUUCUGCUGCUUACUGUAAUAAUCUGUUAAGACAAAAACUUAAUAUAUGAUGUUUUGCUUCUGUAAAGAAAGAUUUGUAGAGGGACUUGAUUUGAUCCUUGCUACAUGAAUUUGCUUUUGUUUUUCUUCACACAAAUUUAUAGUACUAUUCUAGUAUUCUUUCAUACAUCACUUAUUUCUUGUCAGAUAAUACGAAC
Molecule: messenger RNA, 1671 nt
Organism: Oldenlandia corymbosa var. corymbosa
Lineage: Eukaryota; Viridiplantae; Streptophyta; Magnoliopsida; Gentianales; Rubiaceae
Source: the annotation of a GenBank genome assembly